Molecule: messenger RNA, 3413 nt
Organism: Cuscuta campestris
Lineage: Eukaryota; Viridiplantae; Streptophyta; Magnoliopsida; Solanales; Convolvulaceae
Source: the annotation of a GenBank genome assembly
AGAGAAUAUUCCUCCGUAGAUCCUCUCACCCUCUCCUAUAAAAGGGAGGGUUGCCCUAAUUGUUGAAGAGGCCAAUUUCACUCCUCUCCUGCUACUUUCUCUCUCUAGGUAUUUUUAGAGUAUAUUUUUCCUUCUUCAAAAGCUUCUAGCUCCACCAUUAAUGGCUUCCGAGCCGAACUCUUGUACUGUGUACACACCCCCGAUAUUAAUAAAAAUCCCCCGUUGGCAAGGUACCGCCAAAAAAGGCCCGUGGUUUUCUCCCGAUUUGGGUUUCCACGUCAAAAUCCUCGUGUUUAUAUUUUGGUGUAUUUUUAGACUAGUUUAUCGUUUUAGCCGGGCUAAAAACGGUAUACUGGUCGAUAAUUUACACCAUCAUUUUGGCGCCGACCGUGGGACCCGAACAAAAAGCUCCAUUUUUGUUCGGCCAUCUUGCACAACCUAAAGAGUCAUAGUUGCAAAAAAAGUAAAGGGAGACAGGCUUUGGAGUGUCAAAAAGAAAGAAGCUAGAAAGAGGGAGAAAUUGCUAAAUUAUUGCUUUUGGAACACUGAACAUGUGUUUUGGUUCUGGAGGUUUGCAAAAAAAAAAGAGGCUAAAGAAAGAAAAGCUUAGCAAUUGAAGCCACUGCGGUUGGAGCGGGCUAGAGUUGCUGCCCCCAUAAGAUCUCCCAGAAGUCGCCGCAACCUUCUCUCUCACAACUGGCGUAUAUCGCUGAAGCUGCCCUAGUCUCUCACCACCGCCGGAGCUAAGCGACCAUUACCUUUCCAAUUGGUUUUACAUUUGUCUGGGCCGAACUCUUUCCAGAUCUAGGACUGCAAAUCUACAAUAAUGAGGAGGAAAUUGGCCGAGAUUCCAUCUCUGUUCACGGCCGGCCAAGUUGAAAUCAAGGAAAUCCUUCUACGGCCACGGACGUCGCGACGUCGGAGUGGCUGCAACCCUUGCGGCUGCCUCUUCAACUGCUUCCUCAACUGCAUCUGCCAAAUCUAAGGCACCGCCGACCCGGAACGAUUCCGUGCCGUCAUCUCCGCUUACUACCGCGGCGCCUUCGACGCCCUCGUCAUCUAUGUCGUCCACUCUUUGUGCUGAGAUGUUCUCGCCGCUGCCCAAUUUCGCAGCCGUUGUUGCCGAGACUGGAUGGAAAAGUUGCCGGUCAUCUCCGGACUAACUCACCAUUGCUCCCACAUAUGGUUAGAGUUUCCAUACGGCUAAAAACUGCAAGGGAGCUAAUGAGUGACCACCAAAUUGCUGGAGUGGUUACCGCGGCUAAAGCUCUAGACUAAGCAACCUGUGACCAUCAUUGAAAUUGAAAUCUACCACUGCCCCUAUAAAACCAGCCGCCAUGUGCCGAGGAGUGAUCAUCUCAAUUACGUCGCUGAAGCCCUCCAUCACAAGCAACCGAAUUCCGUCGCAAAGUGGCGGCGGCCAAAUUCUAAUUAAAGUGAUGGUAAUGAAUUACAACAUUGAUGCCACUAUGGGGAUGUGCCACCAUCACAUCUACACUUUCACUGCCAACACAUGCGGAGCCAAAGAGGUACAUGCCAAUGAAGAAUUGAAGAUUUGACAGAGUAAAGAUAGGCACCACGUGAAGAAUACAAUGAGCAAAGUGGUGGAUGGUGGGGUCCAUUCCCACUACAUUUUGAAAUACUCCAAUUGAAAAAAUCAAGGAAAUGUGUCCAUGUGAUGAGGCUCACGAGUCAUGGGCAGCAAGAAUUGGAAGCGGGACCAUUUAUGAUUCUUCCAAGCAUUAUAUAUACCUCUACAAUAUACAAAAACAAGUCACUCCAUGGCGAAAGGAAGAAUCCAAGAAGACUCACUUAUUCUCACGGCCCAUCAAUUAAUCAUUUUGGUGGGAGAGGUGCAUUGAAUAUUGCCGAGGAGGAAAUAAGUUCCCCACUUAUUCCUCAUUCGGGUCUACCACCAACAAUUGGUGGAAUGAGUUAGCAUUAUGGAGCAAUAAUUUGGGUAUUUGUACAUACCAUUUGGAAGAAUUCGGAGGGAAGACUGAGACACAAGCCGAGCUUGGUACGCUGGUUACAACACCGGUCUUGCUCAGUAUUAAAAAAAAAGAGGAAGACUGAGACACAGGCCCGGCCUGGCACGCUGGUUACUACACCGGUCUUGCUCAGUAUAAUAAAAAAUAUUAAAAUAUGUGACACAGGCUCGGCCUGGCACGCUGGUAAAUAUCAUUCUUGUGCGCGAGACAGGCCAAGAAUGAUAUACACACCGGUCUUGCACAUAUUUUCUCGUAAGUCUGACCCCAAUCGAAUUGGGUACACCGGUGGCUCAGCUGAGCCCUUAUCGGGGGCGCCCGAUUCUUCAAGCCUUUUGAACAAAGCACUCCGGAAGUGGUCUCUGCAUGACAUGAAGAUAUUUGCAUCAGUUAGCCGGGCUAGCAUCGAUCUUCGACAAAGUUGCUGCAACAUACUUAAUUCGUAUUAAGUAACAUCGAUUACUUCGAUAUACUAAUUUCGCUAUGUAUCGUUUACUUAAUCCGUACUGACAUCGGUCUCGACGAAAUAACUACUUGAAGCACCGCCGCUUCAUCGUACUAACUCCGGUGUCGUAUAACUACUCGAAGCAUCGUUGCUUUAUCGAACUGACAUCGCUCUUGUUACGAUAAUUAUUCUCGCGAAUUUUAACCACCCUAACACCGAGCUCCUCGGUAAAAAUAAUAAUUUUUUGAGCACGGCAUAGGCCGGUCGGUCAAAAAAGAAAUGUUGUACAAAUUAUUUUUUGCAGGAAAAAACUUAUGAUGCAAGGAAUUAGAGAAUUAAUGAAGACUCGGAGGACUAGCAAUAAUAUCUACCGGUCAAGAAUUCAAGGUACGAAGACUGAAGAUCACACUCGGAGGACUUGUUUACUUUUUUUAGUUGAUGAUUCUCACAACUCAAAAAAGUGGAAGACUUCUUGAUGGGAAAUAAUACGUGGCUCGGCCCACAUUUCCCAAUUAUUUACGAAGAACAGUUAAACCGGGCCUGUUUAAUAAAAUAGAGGAAUAAGAGAAUAUUCCUCCGUAGAUCCUCUCACCCUCUCCUAUAAAAGGGAGGGUUGCCCUAAUUGUUGAAGAGGCCAAUUUCACUCCUCUCCUGCUACUUUCUCUCUCUAGGUAUUUUUAGAGUAUAUUUUUCCUUCUUCAAGAGCUUCUAGCUCCACCAUUAAUGGCUUCCGAGCCGAACUCUUGUACUGUGUACACACCCCCGAUAUUAAUAAAAAUCCCCCGUUGGCAAGGUACCGCCAAAAAAGGCCCGUGGUUUUCUCCCGAUUUGGGUUUCCACGUCAAAAUCCUCGUGUUUAUAUUUUGGUGUAUUUUUAGACUAGUUUAUCGUUUUAGCCGGGCUAAAAACGGUAUACUGGUCGAUAAUUUACACCAUCAAACUUGAUACUCAAUUACAAUAAUUAAAUACUCCCUUCGUUA